Penicillium maclennaniae is the source of this 1389-nucleotide messenger RNA. Its product is annotated as transcription initiation factor TFIID subunit 7 family protein. NCBI's taxonomy places the organism in Eukaryota, Fungi, Ascomycota, Eurotiomycetes, Eurotiales, Aspergillaceae. The transcript has a single exon. The record is from RefSeq and is a predicted model, not a curated record. Gene Ontology annotation, biological process: RNA polymerase II preinitiation complex assembly; transcription initiation at RNA polymerase II promoter. Gene Ontology annotation, molecular function: RNA polymerase II general transcription initiation factor activity. Gene Ontology annotation, cellular component: transcription factor TFIID complex. Bases 1 to 1389 code for a protein of 462 amino acids.
AUGUCUGAGGCUCCGCGCCCAACGCUGAAGCUCAAGUUCAGCAAAAAGCCGUCGCAACCCGCGGCCGAGCCUGAACCUACGCCAGCACCUGCAGAACCCUCUCAACCGAAGCUCACCCUAAAGAUCGGUCGCAAACCACAACCACCUCCCGAAGCGCCCGAAGAGAAGCCUAAAAAGAAGAAGCUGUCCAAGAAGCGCCCUGCUGAGAAUGUCACCCAACCCGAACCUGCGACGGUUCAGCAAGGUCCCAAGAGGCUUAAGCUGAACCCAUCUAAGAAGCCUGGCCUCCAAUCGAUUCGAAUCAAGAACAAGGGUGUUGUGCCUAACCGGCCUGUUGGUGUGGGCUACGACUCGGAGGCAUCAGACAAUGAGGUCGAUCCGGCCAUCGAAGAACAGUUCAUCUUACGGAUGUUACCAGGCGAGGACUGUGAAUAUCUUCGUCAAACGAUCAACGAGCGCAGGUUUGAUAAGUCGGAGUUUUCAUUCAAGCCCCUCACGCGAGAGGGACGCCGCGCCAUCUUGAAGAUUCGAGACAAACAGUACGCCGCAGCUUUGGUUGAUCUUCCUUGCAUUAUCGAGGGCAUGAAGAGCUGGGAUCGUCGGGGAUGGUAUAAAUCAGCGGAUAUUUGUCAAAUGCUUCUGGUUCUGGGUCCUGUUGCAAAUGAUCAAGAGGCUUUGGAAUAUCCUCUUCCCCCAGAGGUCGACCAAACGGAUAACAAGACAUUGCAAUAUCCCCACGGUCUCGCACCGCCGUUGCGCUGGGUUCGCAAGCGUCGUUUCCGGGACCGUGUCAGCUCGCGCACCAUCGAACAGGUCGAAAAGGCAGUGGAGGACCUGGUUGCACAAGACGAGAAUUCUGUCUUCCCGCCUCGGUUCGAGUUGGUGGACAGCGCGUCUCUGAACCGCGCCGAGGGCUUCGUGCAGAGCGGAGAAUACGAUGAGGAGUAUGAUGAUUACCAGGAUGCAGAAGGCGAGAUGGACGACGACAUGUACGAUGAUCUUGAAGAUGACCUUGCUGCUGAGAUGGAGGCUGCUCUUGCUGCUGGAGAUGAUGAACCAGCUGCGCCUGCAGAGCAAGUAGGCACACCAUCUGCAAAACCGUCAACGCCAGCCGAAGCCCCUACGCCUGCUGGUGAAUCCUCUGAUAGCGACGAUUCAGAGGACGGAGAUGAUCUUGACGAAGAACAACUCGAGGAGCAGCGACAGAUGCAGCAGCACCGCGAAGAAGUCGUUGAACUCGAGGCCCUCAUCCGUACCGAGACAGCAACUUGGGAGAGAAUGCAGAACGUUAUUUUGCGUAACAAGAUGGGACGGCGCAUCCAGCAACUGAAGCAGGAUCUGGAGCUUAAGAAGGUCUCAAUCGGAAUGUCAGGCGAUGCGGAUAUGUGA